UUCUGUCAGAAGUCACAUGGAGCCCACGUUUAUUACUGAAAUCGAAGCAUUUUUUAGAAGCGCCUGUGAUCAUGUGCGCAUGUGGAAAGGGACGGGAGUGGGAGGCGAACUGCCUCACAGCCCAUGGUCUGUUGCUAUACUAUAAUUGUUGUUAUUACUUUAUGCUUUCUACCCUCACCAUCAUCACUGCUAUCAUACAUCACGCACCUUCGCUGCACAUCCAUUAUUUGGCUUUUGCUUAGACCUUCCUAACAUGCAAAGAUUCCUCCCCUUUUAUUUUCUUCUCUUUUUUUUUUCCAAGUUCAAUCCCCUUCUACUCACCAAUUGCAACUUGUUGAGCUUUUUGCUCCGGCCCUAUGCUUUCUUGCUUCCCGUCAAAUAAUAAGAAAGCCCUCUAUUGGUGAUUCUUACACGGGAAAUUCCGUGGCGUAAACCAUGUUUACAAAAGGAUAGUUCUUGUUCUUGCGUUAGGCAAGAGAAAGAGUUAUCUCUUGUGGUAAUUCCCAUGGGCUAAUCACAUUCUAUCUGUCGCUACUGUAGAAUGAGUUCCUGAUCUACUCAUGACUAGAGAAAAUGCUACCCCUCAAUAAUGAAGUAAUAAACAGGCUGUUCCAUCUUCCUAGGCUGCACGAGGUGCAUGGUUUCUUUAAUGUUAGAUACCGAACGGCAUCAUCGUCUUCCUGAAGUACAUAGCACUCUUGGUAGUCGUCCCCACUUCUUCUUUCCUCGGCUUUGCAGUGCCAAAAAAUGCAGGAAGUUUGAGGCAUAAGCGAAAAGCAAAAUGCCUCCGGUUGUGCUCUUUGUGCUUGUUGCAGUCUUCUGCAUUUCCGGAGCACAGAGCACUGAGUUUGAUGAUGAGGGUUCAGCCUUGUUGUCUAUGAAGUCAAGCUUAGACGACCCACUUGACUGCCUGAAGGGGUGGAGUUCUGAGAACCAAUCGUCACACUGCAACUGGACCGGGAUUUCCUGUGACUCCGACAGGCUUGUCACUGGUAUUGAUCUGUCCAACAUGAAUCUCACUGGCAAUGUCUCCGAUGCGAUACAGUCAUUCCACCGGCUCUCCUUCCUCAACCUGUGCUGUAAUUCAUUGUAUUCACUGCCAAGAUCGGUUUCAAAGUUGGCAAUGCUGACAUACUUCGAUGUUAGCUCAAACCAGAUUGCCGGAGAUUUUCCUUCUGGAUUGGAUGCAGCGAUUGGUUUGGUGACCAUCAAUGGUUCCGGCAACAAUUUCACUGGCUUCCUGCCUGAAGAGAUUGGAAAUCUCAGUAGACUUGAGAUCCUGGAUCUGAGGGGAAGUCUUUUCCGAGGUAAGAUUCCUGUAUCUUACAAGAACAUGAAAACUCUCAAGUUUCUCGGCUUGUCAGGCAACAAUCUUGGUGGUCGGAUUCCAGCUGAGUUAGGCCAACUUGAAACGUUGGAAAGUUUGAUAAUGGGAUACAACCAAUUCGAGGGCUCGAUCCCGCCUGAAUUCGGCAAUUUGACCAAUUUGCAGUACCUAGAUCUUGCUCUUGCCAACAUUGGCGGCACAAUUCCGGCGGAAUUAGGCCGUCUACCGCAUUUAAACACCGUCUUCCUCUACAAGAACAAACUUGAGGGUUCGAUCCCACCAGAAGUUGGAAACAUAACAUCCUUAGCGAUGCUUGACCUCUCAGACAACUUACUCUCCGGCGAGGUUCCGAUUGAAUUGUCUAACCUCAAGAGCUUGCAGCUGUUGAACCUGAUGUGCAAUCAUCUGAACGGAUCUAUACCGGCCGGGAUCGGCAAGUUGGCCAAUCUGGAGGUGCUGGAGCUGUGGAACAACUCGUUCACUGGGUCGCUGCCACCGGAUCUUGGCCAGCAUUCAGCUCUUCAAUGGCUCGACGUCUCAUCAAAUUCAUUCUCUGGCGAAAUGCCACCGGCAUUGUGCAAUGGUGGUGCCCUCACGAAGCUCAUUCUCUUCAACAACGGCUUCUCCGGUAGUAUUCCGGCGGGUCUCUCUAGGUGUGCAUCUUUAGUGAGAGUUAGAAUUCAAGACAACCGUUUGGUGGGUAGCAUCCCUACUGGCUUCGGAACACUCCCUAGGCUAGAAAGGCUAGAAUUAGCCAACAACAGCCUAUCAGGACGCGUACCGACCGACCUGUCUCAGUCCUUAUCUCUCUCAUUCCUUGAUCUCUCAAGAAACAUGCUGCAGUCAUCACUGCCAUCAAGCAUAGUCUCCAUGCCUAACCUUCAGAGCUUCCUAGCUUCCAACAACAACCUUACGGGACCAAUUCCUGAUCAAUUCCAAGAUUGCCCAUCUCUCUCCGUGCUCGACCUGUCAAACAAUCGCCUCUCCGGCGACAUCCCGGCAAGCCUCGGGUCCUGCGAGAAGCUGGUGACCCUCAACCUCAUGAACAACCGGCUCACCGGCGAGAUCCCGGCCACGCUGGCGACGAUGCCGGCGCUUGCCAUCUUGGACCUCUCCAGCAACCUCCUCACCGGAAGGAUCCCGGACAACUUCGGCAGCUCCCCGACAUUGGAGUCCUUCAACGUCUCCUACAACCGCCUCUCCGGCCCAGUGCCGAUGAACGGCAUGCUCCGGACGGUGAACCCCAACGACCUCAUCGGCAACGUCGGCUUGUGUGGGGGCGUUCUACCGCCAUGCCUCGGUGCCAGCUCUGCCGCCCACUCAGCGGCACAGAGGCGGCACGUCCGGCACGUGCUCCUGGGCUGGCUGAUCGGGAUGUGCACGGUGGCGGCCGUCGGGUUGGCCGUCGCCAUAGGGAGAUGGGCGUACAAGCGCCACCUGAACGGCGAGUCCGGCUUCUUCCUCCCAUUUUUUCGCGGUCGCGCAGAAGGCAAGGGAGACUGGCCAUGGAGGCUGACGGCAUUCCAGAGGCUGAGCUUCACCAGCAGCGAGGUGGUGGCAUGCAUCAAGGAAGCGAACGUGAUCGGAAUGGGAGCAGCGGGGAUCGUCUACCGCGCUGAAAUCCCUCGAACCCGUUCGGUAGUGGCCGUGAAGAAGCUGUGGAGGAUGGAAACUGCGGAUGAUGAUAUGGACAGAAAUGGCGAAUUGAUCGGAGAGGUGAACCUCCUGGGAAGGCUCCGCCACAGGAACGUGCUGCGGCUCUUGGGUUACCUCCACAACCACGUGAACACCAUGCUUCUAUACGAAUACAUGCCCAAUGGAAGCUUGGGCGAGGCGCUGCAUGGCAGAGGCGGCCUGCUCAUGGACUGGGUGUCCAGAUAUAACGUGGCCAUCGGGGUGGCGCAAGGGCUCUGCUACCUCCACCAUGACUGCUACCCUCCGGUGAUCCACAGAGACGUCAAGUCCAACAACAUACUGCUCGACUCGAACCUGGAGGCAAGGAUAGCUGACUUUGGGCUAGCGAGGCUGAUGGUGAGGAAGUAUGAGACCAUGUCAACAGUAGCUGGGUCCUGUGGCUACAUUGCUCCAGAAUGUGGGUACACAUCAAAAGUAGACCAGAGGAUCGAUAUAUACAGCUUUGGCGUUGUGCUAAUGGAGCUUGUAACAGGGAAGAAGCCAUUAGAGCCUGAGUUUGGAGAGGGUGUAGAUAUAGUUGAGUGGAUUCUCCGAAUGGUUCGAAACAAAGUUGGGAUAGAACAAGCUCUUGACCCAAAUAUAGCAGGCCAAUGCAGGCAUGUCCAAGAAGAGAUGCUUCUGGUCCUUAGGAUUGCUCUCUUGUGCACGGCCAAACAGCCAAAGGACAGACCAUCCAUGAGAGACGUGGUCACCAUGCUGGGGGAGGCUAAGCCAAGGAGAAAGAGCAGUGAUGACAAAGAGAGGCCAAUUUUUACUCCACCUCCAAUUUCUAGUCUUUUGUAGAUAACAAGAAUAAGUGUACAUCUAAUUCAUGUCUAACGAUGUACCUCUUUCUUUAUGGGGAUUAGCAUCCCUCCUUUGGUAUCUAAAUGUAUCUUGGAUAAAAGAAAGUGCCGGAGAACAAGCUUUCCAUCAUUCUUAAUUUUUUUUUGUAUUUACUGUUUGCCCUUAUGAUAUUUGUAAACAUUCUAUCUUCAUUC
Messenger RNA from Nymphaea colorata (pocket water lily), 4002 nucleotides. RefSeq names its product MDIS1-interacting receptor like kinase 1. The transcript has 2 exons. Gene Ontology annotation, biological process: protein phosphorylation. The coding region runs from base 782 to 3805 and encodes 1007 amino acids. The record is from RefSeq and is a predicted model, not a curated record. NCBI's taxonomy places the organism in Eukaryota, Viridiplantae, Streptophyta, Magnoliopsida, Nymphaeales, Nymphaeaceae. Gene Ontology annotation, molecular function: receptor serine/threonine kinase binding; protein kinase activity; ATP binding.